AUGCCUAGUCACGAAGCUGCAACAAGUACGAUGGCGUUACACCAAUCGACGUCGUCAUUUCCAUAUUCAACGACAUCCCUAACCAACACCACUACAACAGAAAUCCCGACAACUACAUCGGCUCCGACAAACACACUACCAUCUAGUACGGCAUCGGCUUCGACAACUACGGAAUCUUCGCAUUCGACUUCCACGACCGAAGCUGCAACGAGCACCACGAGAGCAAUAACUUCAACGGCCAAAGGGUCGACAUCAGUUUCAAUGGAAUCGCCUGCGACAUUAACCACAGUGUCGUUGACAACAG
Cooperia oncophora is the source of this 304-nucleotide messenger RNA. Lineage: Eukaryota; Metazoa; Nematoda; Chromadorea; Rhabditida; Trichostrongylidae. The record is from the annotation of a GenBank genome assembly.